AGGAGGAGGGGAAGGAGGAGGAGGAGGUAGGAGUAAGCCAGACAGACCCCACGGGCGCCACAAGCCCUCAGUGACACCCCAGCCACCAGAGAGGGAGGAGACCCCGCACUCUCAUCUACCACCACUACUAACCACAACCACCAAUAUGUCUGAGGAAACUAAGGCCCAUCCGGAGGAGGAGGUAGAGAAGAAGGAGGAAGAGACGAAAGAGAAUGAAGUAGAAGAAGCAGGAGACAAGGAAGGUGAAGGAGGGGAUGAAGGAGACAAGGCUGAAGGAGGCGAGGAAGCUGAUGAUGAAGGCGCUGCUGAUGCAGCAGAUGGCGAAGACUCGAAAGACAAUGCAGGAGAGGAGAGUAAGGAGGAAGAAGCAGGAGUAGAAGAUGGGGAGAAGAGUGCUGAAGAUGGUGCAGAGGAAGGAGAAAGUGAAGACAAGGCGGAAGAGAAGGACAAGGACGAAGCGGCGGGGGAAGAUAAGUCAGAGACGGAGGAGGAGGCGGCGAACGAUGACGCAGGAGAGGGAGAAGAGAAAUCAGACGCUGCUGAAAAGGAAGAAUCCGAAAAGGAUGAACCAGCUAAAGAGGGGGGAGAAGAGGGGGGAGAAAAGUCCGCAGUAGAAGAAAAAGAAAAAGAUGAGGGAGAAGGAGCAGGGAAGGAAGAGAGUAAGGAGGGGGAUGAAGGAGGAGAUAAAGCAGAAGGGGGUGAUGAGAAGGCGGAGGGGGAGAAGGAACGUGGGAAAGCAGAGGAAGCAGCGAAGGAGGAGUAGAUUAGUUUAACUUCUGUUAUCACUUUUAUAAAUAUUAGUAUCGUGUUAAGGCUUCAUGAUGAUGAUGAUGAUGAUGAUGAUGAUGAUGAUGAUGAUGAUAAUUGAUGACAUUCUACAGUUCCGCCUUGGCCUGGCUUGAGGGAGGGGAGGGGAGACUGAUCCGACAAGUUCUGAUACUCAGCUGUGAUGCCUAAGUCCCGUCAACGCCUUGUGGUGAAAAAACCGACACAUUUGAUCUUUUACUCAAUAUUAAGAUACUUUUACUCUUAGAAGAACACACAAAUUUCUAAAACAAAUUUCGCUUGCAUGUUCUUUAUGGUGGCUAGCGAGUGAGAGUGAGUCUGUGAGAGUGAUACAAUAUUAUGAUACAGUAUAAAGCUUCAGAAUCGAAUCCGCGAGUUAAAUCCUAAUUUAAAAUGUCGAUGAUUGAGUUUUAUAUUCCAACUAAUUAUUCAAAUCUCACUUUCAAAAGCUUAUAAUCGAGUUCUAGAAAAAAUAGAACCAUCGAAUCACUGGGUAAAUUUUUUUGUUACAGCAUGUACGGGCUUAUGUUUUCAAUAUUAAUAAUAAAAUCCUUGUUCAAAUAAACAUUAGAAUCCAGGUACAGUCACAAAAAAAAUUCUGUCUGCCCCCCGUCCCAUCCAUGAACCCUGAGACUCAUGAACCUGUGAAUCCGAGACAUGACAUGACCCAGUGCGCCAUCUAUGGGCCCAACAAUAUGAAUCUCAUGGUUCAUGGACGAGGCGGAGGAAGAACGUGACUUUUUUUUCAUGAUUGUACAAUACAUCGGCCUUUAUAAUGACAAAAUGGUACGCUUCAAACACAGGAAUCUUGUGUAAGGAUUGAAUUCAUGAUCAUAUUAUCUAGUCAGAAAAUUAGAAUUUUCUAACAGACUAGGGUACUUUAGGGCCACUUACCUGAAAACCAUAACAAUGUCAACGCCAUGUUACGCCUUGAAAACAUUGCCACCCAACACAUAUUCUUAUUUACGUUUUAACACUAUUCACACUGUCAGUGAUUCACUAAAGUCUGGGGGUAUGUCUGAGUUAUAAUAUAUAGUUUUAACACUAGGAACAAACACUUGUAGGUUGUUGAAACAAUCGAUAUACACUGCGACAACGAUAUCCUCUUGCCUCCGUGUCUUGACCAAUACUGGUGAACAAGUUUUGUUUCCUCCUGGUCGGGUAGUUGAAAUUUCUUCUUUUGGCAGUUUACGGAAUUAGCUAUUUCUACUUGACAGUUUAGUAAUUUAGUUUUCUUCUUUGUUGCACAACUGAAGUGAAUGUUAGUGUGAAUGUUAGUGUGAAUGUUUGAGGUUAUGUUUACCUCCGCCAUGCCAGAGAUAAGGAAGGGCUAGCCAUCAUGAUUUAGUUGGUCGACCAUUUCUCAAACUUCGUCAAAACAAGUCUGUCCCUGUUAGACUGUGUUAAUACUCGUCAAGUGAUGCGCAUCUGGUGAUUAAGAGUGGACAACCUCCCUCACAGUUUCAUAGUUGGUACUUCGAAAAAAAAUUAUGUGUAUAUUUUAAUGUCUGCGGCCGUACAUUUCCUUGAGCUUCCUCUGCUUACGCUAACUUAUAAAACGGACAGUUCGGAAGUUGAUCCUUGAAGGCAAUCAGCGGGCUGCUCUGUUGUCAACGUGAAGAUAAGGAACGAACCCUAUUCGUCAAGGCUUUUUGUUCUAAACGCAUUCUUCUACAACUGUGGUGUGGGGAAGACGCUGCCCCGGUUCUACAUAUCACUAUGCCUUAAUUGAUAUUAGUCCACAAUUAGGAUAUCAAAACUGCCACUUUGGGGGUAAUUUGGAGUCCGGAAGAACAGUUAGUUGGAGAAAUACGUUUUCCUCAAAGGGAGAGGUUGUCAGAUAGCGAUUAAAACCUCCCUUUUUGCAUCUCUCUUCCUAAUAGUUUUAGGUGAAGUCAAUCUGCUGCCCAGGCUAGGUAGUUAGACGCAUCGCUAACGUUCACAUCUUUAUAGUGUUAUCUACCACUAACCUUCGUCCAAUCAAAAGAGAAAUACACAUACACAUAUCGACGUUUUGAUAAGAAAGGUUAAUUUUAAACUCGCUUAUAAUUAAAGGACUAACGUGGGCAAUAUCUCUACAUAUCAUAAAAACUCCGAUUUUUCUAUGUCAAAGAAAAUCGUCCAUAUCAAAGAAAAUAUAUUUAUUUUAGACUAAACUUAAGUAAGAUUCGAAUACAGAUAUAUUUUUCCCCUCGAUAUUAAUCUGAUCAUAUUAACCUUAACAAUAUCAAAGUGCAUGUAAGGAAGAACAUCAAAAUAGGUUAUAAGAUGUAAAGAAGAGAACAUACUGUCGAGUAUGCUAAGAAACACAAUUACAGCCAUAUCAUACGCUAUUAGUUACCCAAUUUGCCUUGAAAAUAGCAUCUUGCCUUGAUAGUAUUAAGCUUAGCGUGUUUGUGAAAGAUGCUGUAGGUAUAUAUGUCAAGUAUAUUAUAUUACAGUAUUACUCUAGUUCACUCGCCUCGCUCACUAUAGCUCUCUACGGAACCCUACUAUAUAUACGACUGUUAGACGUAUGCUUAUAAUUACGACACGAUAAUUACCAAGUUCAAGUACUGAUGAUGAUUUAUUGAGAUUGGUGAUAAUUACUCUGGGUUUAUGUUCAUUCCUUCAGAUUAAUAAUAAUAGUUACAAAUUAUACUAAGAUUGAGAAUGUUAAUAAUUACUCAGAACGAUGAUAAUUACUAAAAGAAAAUUAUAAUAGUUACGUAACUUAAUCAUAAUUACCGGAGACUCAUGAUAACUGCCAGAUAUUGAUUAUCAUAAUUUGUGAUAAUCCCUCGAGUCUUAUAAUAAUUACUUUACACUUACGAUAAUUAAUAUAAUUUAUGGGUGACUAUGAAAAUUGUUGAAGAUAAGUUGGUUUAUGAUCAUCGCUUCACUUAUGAUACCUUAGGAGAAAAUAUGUGAUAAUUACUGAUGAUUAGGGUCAGUUUCUUGACCGCUGUAAGGAAAAUAUGACGAAAAUUAGGGAAAAUUAAUGAUAAUAACAGUGACAAUGACAAAAUAUAUGACAGAAACAUAAAAAAAAAUAUAUUAAAAUUAUAAGAAACUCUUGACAAAUAAGGGAAAAAUCCAUGACAAAUUAGGAAAUUCUUAAUAAGUGAAUUUGAUGACAAACUUACGUAAGACUCAUGACAACUGUCCUUCAGCUUGAGUCAUACUUCAUGACAAUAAGUUAUAGAUACUGUCAACACACCCAUCUUAUAAUAAAUAAACAUAUAACAAGUAAUACAG
Molecule: messenger RNA, 4023 nt
Organism: Homarus americanus (American lobster)
Lineage: Eukaryota; Metazoa; Arthropoda; Malacostraca; Decapoda; Nephropidae
Product: spore wall protein 2-like
Exons: 4
Coding region: 146-763 (205 amino acids)
Source: RefSeq, a predicted model, not a curated record